GAACGGAAACAUGUGCUUGAAGGCAUUUGAAUCAGCAAAAUAUGGGGCGGCUUAGUCGCCUAAAUGUCUUAGUUGUAUGCGCCAUAUUCUGUGCUUUGUCAACGUUGGAAAAUGCUCCGACAUCCGCACUCGCAGGAAGGGGACGCUAUCCUCAAGGGAUAGUUAAUGAGGGAUAUACUUCAGGUGGAGAGACAGGAGCACGUAUGGGUGCAGGAAUACAUGGGACACAACAAAGAACACGAUCUCCAUCUCGAACACACCCUCCGUCUCGGCCAGAAUCUCCAUCUCGAUCGCAAUCUCAAUCUCGACCAGGACGACCACAUAAACCUACACUUAGUCAAAUCUCUGAUGGACGAGAUGCUGAAGGGACUGGAAGGAGUCGUGUGUUAUUUGGACGAUGUUCUCAUAGCCGGAGAAUCUAUCGAAGAGUGCCAGACUCGAGUGGAUACUGUGCUCGCAAGGUUUCAACUCCAUGGAGCUAGAGUGAAGCAGGACAAAUAUGUUGUUGAACGGAGUGGAAGAAAAUAAAGAGGAAUGAAGUAUUUUGUACAGACCAUAUAUCAGUGGCACAAGUAAUACAAACAAUUGCACGGAUCUGGUUUGAUGUCGGUAUAUUUACUUCGUAGAAGCAUAUCCUGACC
This is a messenger RNA of Rhipicephalus sanguineus (brown dog tick), 641 nucleotides long. RefSeq lists its product as uncharacterized. Lineage: Eukaryota; Metazoa; Arthropoda; Arachnida; Ixodida; Ixodidae. The transcript has 4 exons. Bases 166 to 528 code for a protein of 120 amino acids. The record is from RefSeq and is a predicted model, not a curated record.